UGCUCACGCUGUGGCAGAAAAAGAGGAAAAAAACUCUCUCGCUUUCGCAGAGGAGAGAGAAGAUAGAGAGAGAGAGAGAGAGAGAGAGGGGGUCGUGGGGGAGGUGUGUUCUUUUUCUCUCUGUGCGAAGGAGGGUUGUGAGGUUCUAGGGUUUCGGCGAGAUGGGGGAGAGGCUCACCGGGAAGGUCAAGUGGUUCAGCGACCAGAAGGGGUUCGGCUUCAUCACCCCCGACGACGGCGGCGACGACCUCUUCGUCCACCAGUCCUCCAUCCGCACCGAGGGCUUCCGCAGCCUCGGCGACGGCGAGUCCGUCGAGUUCCAGAUCGAGUCCGACGGGGGCCGCACCAAGGCCGUCGACGUCACCGGACCCGACGGGGCCAACGUCCAGGGCAGCACCCGCGGCGGAGGCGGCGGAGGAGGAGGCGGCAGGGGCGCGCGGGGCGGUGGGUAUGGAGGAGGCGGAGGGUACGGCGGCGGCGGUGGCGGGUACGGCAGCAGGGGUGGGCGAGGCGGCGGGGGUUACGGAGGGGGCGGGUACGGCGGCGGCGGCGGCGGCUACGGCGGCGGCGGCGGCGGCGGCGGGGGAGGGGGUGCUUGCUACAACUGCGGGGAGACCGGGCACCUGGCGAGGGACUGCUACCAGGGCAGCGGAGGAGGCGGCGGCGGCGGCCGGUACGGAGGAUCCGGCGGCGGCGGCGGCGGCGGCGGCGGAGGAGGAGGGAACUGCUUCAAGUGUGGAGAGCCAGGGCAUUUCGCGAGGGAGUGUCCUCAGGGCGGCGAGUAAAUCUCGCCCGAACGGAGCUCGUCUUCGGCCCCCGAGUCCGACUCUCCUCUAUUUACAUCUCUAUCCCUUCGGUUGUGUGCGCGUGACUUUUGCUGCUUAGGUCUUUCAUUUUUUUUUCUGGGUUUAAUGCUCUGCAUGCGUUUCAUGUGACAACAUUGUUGUUGUGUUUAGGACUCGUGUUUUUUUCUCUUGCCAAAAUCAUCUUUUCAUUUUUGGUUAAAUGCUGUUGGGCGUGGUGAUGCGAUGAUGAUGUUGGUCCCUGUAGGGUCGAAAGCGGAACUCGAAAUUGGUGUGUAGGUUAGGUCCUUUUGAAUGCACCAUCUAAUCGACAAGAAAUUUCGUCC
Molecule: messenger RNA, 1129 nt
Organism: Eucalyptus grandis
Lineage: Eukaryota; Viridiplantae; Streptophyta; Magnoliopsida; Myrtales; Myrtaceae
Product: glycine-rich protein 2
Molecular function (GO): nucleic acid binding; zinc ion binding
Source: RefSeq, a predicted model, not a curated record